AUGAUUGCCGUGGGCCAGGCCAACAUUCAGGACCUCAUGUGGCUUGAUGAAGAGGAGACAAACGCAUUUAUUUCUAGAUUUCAACUCGUUUCUAAGUCUUUCCAGACCAAAUUCCCGGCUUACUAUGCCCGCCCCACCUCCGAUGCUGUCGCCGAUGCCAACCGUCUCUGCUUCACAAGAACAACUAUAGCACAUGCGAAGUGGAAUCUUUACAAUGUCCAGAUACCAGCAUCUACAGUCCCCAUGCCACGCUCAAAUCGUCACUCGGAGUUAUUGGGUGGUCGUGAUGACUACGUCGCCCAGCAGAAUUCCGCUGAUAUUUAA
Messenger RNA from Ilyonectria robusta, 324 nucleotides. RefSeq lists its product as uncharacterized. The record is from RefSeq and is a predicted model, not a curated record. The transcript has 2 exons. NCBI's taxonomy places the organism in Eukaryota, Fungi, Ascomycota, Sordariomycetes, Hypocreales, Nectriaceae. The coding region runs from base 1 to 324 and encodes 107 amino acids.